AUGUCUCAACUGAAAGAAAGAAAGAUCAAGGAACAUGCCGGUGACUCCCAGGAUUCCGUAAAGGAUUCCACCACUGUCUGUAAAGCCGAUGAAUUCGGUGGUCCUAUCGGUAAUCUCGGUAUGAUGAUUGGUUUUCCUCAGUUAAUGUACUACAUGUGGAUCUCUGAGAGAUUCUACGGGGGGGAUCUUGCCUGGCCUAAGCCUGACCAACAAUGGGAAGACUUCUUCGCUCAGUAUUUCGGUUAUAUUCGCGAUCAUGCCAUUCCUUCUUGGUACGUUGUCGAGAUAUUCACCGUGUUCAUUCUCGCGCAAGUCGUUUUUUACGUUACACUUCCGGGAACUUGGACAAAGGGCCAGCCUUUGAAGCAUUUGAACAACAAGCAGUUAUCUUAUUUCUGCAAUGCUUAUGUCACCUUUUAUGUCAAUAUUAUUAUUGUCUUCUUCUUGCAUGUGACCGGCGUUUUCCGGAUAUAUGAUGUCUUGGACUACUUUGGAGAGAUUAUGACUUGUGCUAUCAUUGCCGGUUUUUCAUUUUCCAUCCUCAUGUAUCUCUACACUUUAUUUAUUUCCAAGGAUUGCCAUAGAAUGACCGGUAAUCCUAUCUUUGAUAUGUUCAUGGGUGCUCCUUUGAAUCCUCGUAUUGGUAUUAUCGACUUGAAGAUGUUCUUCGAGGUUAGGCUACCUUGGUAUAGUUUAUUUCUGAUCGGCUGGGCUGUCGUUGCGAAGCAGAUCGAUGUAUAUGGUAAGGCUAGCCCUCAGGCUUGGCUUUUAUUCACUGCAUAUUAUCUUUACGCCAAUGCUUGCUCUAAAGGUGAAGACUUGAUAGUUCCAACCUGGGAUAUGGCUUACGAAAAAUUUGGCUUCAUGCUCAUCUUCUGGAAUAUUGCUGGUGUCCCUUACAGCUACUGCCAGGGUGCACUCUACUUGUACUACCAUGAUCCAUCUGAGUACAGCUGGUCAACUAGCUACAAUGGGUUCUGCUUUGCCUUGUUGUUCAUAAGUUACUACUUCUUUGAUACCGCCAACGGACAAAAAAAUGCCUUCAGAAAGCAAAUUGCCGGUGAUAAGAAUAUCCGUAAGAGCUUCCCAUUCUUACCUUACCAGGUGUUGAAGAACCCGAAAUAUAUCAAGUGUAAGAACGGAUCCACUUUGUUGAUUGAUGGUUGGGUCAAAUAUGCUAGAAAGACUAACUACACUGCCGACUGGUUACAAUCCUGCUCCUGGGGAUUCAUCUGUGGCUUCGACUCAUAUCUUCCUUGGUUCUAUGCCGCCUUCAUGUUUGUAGUUCUUAUUCAUAGAGCUUUUAGAGACUUAGCUAAAUGCAGAAAGAAGUACGGUGCAGAUUGGGAUCGGUACGAAAAGGAAUGUCCUUACAUGUUUAUUCCAUAUGUGUAUUGA
This is a messenger RNA of Brettanomyces nanus, 1398 nucleotides long. It is a transcript of the gene ERG4, whose product is annotated as C-24(28) sterol reductase. Gene Ontology annotation, cellular component: endoplasmic reticulum membrane. The transcript has a single exon. Lineage: Eukaryota; Fungi; Ascomycota; Pichiomycetes; Pichiales; Pichiaceae. The coding region runs from base 1 to 1398 and encodes 465 amino acids. The record is from RefSeq and is a predicted model, not a curated record. Gene Ontology annotation, molecular function: Delta24(24-1) sterol reductase activity. Gene Ontology annotation, biological process: ergosterol biosynthetic process.